This is a messenger RNA of Anthostomella pinea, 2769 nucleotides long. The record is from the annotation of a GenBank genome assembly. NCBI's taxonomy places the organism in Eukaryota, Fungi, Ascomycota, Sordariomycetes, Xylariales, Xylariaceae.
AUGGACAGCCACAAUCCGAACUCCUCCCAGAGCCAGAGCCAGAGCCAGCGACGCAGACUCACAAAGAAACCGCCCUCGAACCAUCAUCACGGCCACAGCUACUCAGUCAACGCCGAUGGUAGUCGCUUGGAUGCCCAGUCCAUCCAGAGCAAACGGAGCUCCACGAGUCUGAGGCGAGCUCCCAGCGCUCCACCCCAGAGGUCGGCCACCGCUGCCAGCAAUAGCAACAUCUCCAACUCCAACGCGUCAAACAACUCAUCGCCCCGUCAUCCUCCCUCCAAUUUCAACAACAACACCCUGCCGUCGCCUCCGCUGCAGGCUAGCGAGUUCCUGCCCUCGACCUUCUCACCAUCGCACCAGCUCGCCGCCCAGCCUAUCCAGCCCUCAUUAUCCCCGACCCAGACAUUCCCCACUGGCACUGGCACUGGCACUGGCAUUGGUCUGGGCUACUCGACGUCAACGAGAAACCAGCGUUUGUCCGACUCGCAUUCACCGCUGCCGCUGCGACAGCUCAGCUCCAAGGCAUCCGAAGACCUCAUUGGCGCGCCAUUCGACGGCAACACCAUCCUGCGUCACUUCGACAAGGCUGCGACAUCUCCCGUCCAUCAAUCGCCUCGCAGACUCAGUCGUCCCAUACUGGCCCCGCUGUCCAAGACCACCCGCGACCUUCGCACUAUGAACCCCCAUCUGCGUCAUUCCGCCAGCUUCUCUGCCGCCGACUCCAGGAUGUCCGAAAAGUCCCACGGCACGCGUGUCAACGACAGCCAGAUGAUCUCCCCGAAACGGUAUUCCGACGAGAGCAAAGGGCCAAAGGGACCUGGUAUCCUGAGGAAGAAGUCGGGCUUCUCUGGUCUCAUGAGCACAUUGGUAGGGUCUCAAAAGAAACCUGUCAUUUCAGCACCAGAGAACCCAGUUCACGUCACGCAUGUCGGCUACGAUAGUUCUACAGGCCAGUUUACGGGUCUCCCGAAAGAAUGGCAGCGUCUUAUCAACGAGAGUGGCAUCCCGGAGACUGCGCAAAGGGAGAACCCGCAGAUGAUCGCGGAUAUCGUCACAUUCUACAAGGAAACCACCGAGAAGCAACCCGAGGACCAGGUCCUUGAGAAGUUUCACGAUGCGAGAGCUCACGAGCUACGCACCCCCACAGGAGGAAUGGCCACAUCCCCCGGCAUGUAUGCGCCAAACAACUUUGCCGGUAUGUCACCUAUGAUCAGUCCACCAGCAAGUCCGAGAUUUCCAAUCGUGAAUAAUCAAGGCACCUUCGAGAACCCCCGCGCUCCACCGCCGGUACCGAUGCCUGGAAAGAGCCUAGCGAUGCAGUCGGUCCGGGAAUAUCCCAACAUGCAGCCCAACCGACCAGCCCCGAGACCUCCCGUUUCCCUGCAAACGCGGAUCGGACCCCAGUCGCCCUACCCGACGAAGGACUCGGGCAUUGGCAUGUCACAGCCUAGCGAAGAUCUGCCACCACUCGCCUAUGCCGCGCCACCCAAGGACGGUGUCCCCAUGCUUCCCGAGGAGCAUAGAUCGCGGUCGAACUCGCGAGUGAACGGAUCCCAGCCGCCAACCCCUCACACUCCUCACACGCCUGGCGGCCAAGCCUCCCCAGCGGUCCAGGCAGCCUAUCAACAGGAACUAAUGCAACAACAGCAGAAACAGGCCAUAGCACAGGCUCAGGCUUCUUUGAAAGGACAGCCAAGUCGAUCGCAAAGUACCAGACAGCCCGCGCCCCAGUCAGCAUCCACUGGUUCGCAGCAACAGGUUGGUCAUCCUUCGGAAACAAAUGGAGGCAGCGGUGCCGGUCAUCCUUCACGCCACGGACCAGGCUCGCAGGCUCGACCUCGGAACCGACAACGGCAAAGCAACAGCAUAGAUGUUACCGCCCAAUUGAAGCGCAUCUGUUCGGAAGGUGAUCCUCGAGACAUCUACAGGGGGUUCAACAAGAUCGGCCAAGGUGCAUCUGGAGGUGUCUACACAGGCCACGAAAGAGGCACAAAUCGUCUGGUGGCCAUCAAGCAGAUGAACCUAGAGCAGCAGCCCAAGAAGGAUCUGAUUAUUAACGAAAUCUUGGUCAUGAAGGAAAGCUUGCACCCGAACAUUGUCAACUUCAUUGACAGCUAUCUUGCCGGUGGCGAGCUAUGGGUCAUCAUGGAGUUUAUGGAAGGAGGUAGCCUGACGGAUGUUGUUACCUUCAACAUCAUGACAGAAGGACAGAUAGCCUCGGUUUGCCGCGAGACCCUGAAAGGUCUUCAGCAUCUGCACUCCAAGGGUGUCAUCCACCGAGACAUCAAGUCGGACAACAUCCUGCUAUCGUUAGAGGGCUGCAUCAAGCUCACCGAUUUCGGCUUCUGCGCCCAGAUUAAUGAGGCACACAACAAGCGCACAACAAUGGUGGGGACGCCGUAUUGGAUGGCACCAGAAGUGGUCACUAGGAAAGAAUACGGCAGAAAAGUCGAUAUUUGGUCACUAGGUAUCAUGGCGAUCGAGAUGAUAGAAGGAGAGCCGCCUUAUCUGACCGAGUCACCUCUCCGGGCCUUGUGGCUUAUCGCUACCAACGGUACGCCCCAGAUCAAGGAUGAGCAGAGUCUGAGUCCCCUGUUCCGGGACUUUCUGUACUUCGCCUUGAAGGUGGAUCCAGAGAAGAGAGCAAGCGCACACGAUCUACUUCGGCACGAUUUCAUGAAGGUAUGCGUCGACUUGGGAUCCCUAUCUCCCCUCGUCCGCGCUGCUAGGGAAGCUCGGCAACAGGAGAAAGCACGCAAAGGCCAGUGA